Messenger RNA from Cladophialophora immunda, 2355 nucleotides. RefSeq lists its product as uncharacterized. Gene Ontology annotation, cellular component: nucleus. The transcript is spliced from 5 exons. Gene Ontology annotation, molecular function: DNA-binding transcription factor activity, RNA polymerase II-specific; sequence-specific DNA binding; zinc ion binding. NCBI's taxonomy places the organism in Eukaryota, Fungi, Ascomycota, Eurotiomycetes, Chaetothyriales, Herpotrichiellaceae. Gene Ontology annotation, biological process: DNA-templated transcription; positive regulation of transcription by RNA polymerase II. The coding region runs from base 1 to 2355 and encodes 784 amino acids. The record is from RefSeq and is a predicted model, not a curated record.
AUGGAUACCGGUAGAUCGCCGGGUCGGUUCAUGCUGCAUCCUGUCCCUUCGGUGCAGACUCUGAACUUUACUCCUAGAGGAAAUGGCGCUAUUUCUCCCAGCUCAUACAGCUUUGCUGAUGAGAUUAAUAAUUUCACUCCUGGCCUGCAGGAAUCGGAAAUACUACAGGGCGACAAGAGCAGUUCUGAGCGACAUGAUUCCAGCUUAAGGAGAACCCCGAGGGGGUUUUCUGGAAGUAGAAAAGGCGGCAGAAGUAAGGGGCAAAGAACGAAAGUCAGCAGAGCGUGCGACGCUUGUAAACAAAAGAGGACACGUUGUUCGGGAGACCAACCAUGUGUUCGUUGCAGACAUCUGCACAUUUCCUGUGACUACUUUGCCAUCUACACCAGGGGUCGCCUACCCGCUGUACCAACGGCUUCGGUGGCUGCUCAGAGCGAGGUCCACCUCAGUCCACAGGAUGGAUUGAAUAAUGUCACUUCUAUGCCGAACCAAGGCCCAGUCAUUUCAACACAGCCCCGACAACAUGUGGAUAAAUCAGAUGAGCACUCUAAUUCUGGACACGCAGCACCCAUCUCGUCACGAAACUCGCCAGUUCCCAGUACAAACAUUGGUGGCCAAUAUCAUGGACCUUCUUCUCCGAUUACCUUCUUGGAGAGAGCCUGGAAGAGGCUUAGGGAGAAUCACGCUUCGAGCAUGCCAAAGACUCUGGACAAGGAGAUGUCUGCCGACCAGCCUAUCUUGGUUACCGACAAUGGGCAUGAGCUGCGUCUAUCAGACGAGCUUUUCCAAAUGCCAUCAAAGUCUCAAGCGUACGAAUUAGUUGGGAGGUAUUUCGAAAUCUCUACUCCUUUUUUCCAGUUUCUCCACCGUGCUACAGUGACGAGCUCGAUUGAAUCACUUUACCAGAGAGGAGACGGGCAACAAACUACCGCAGACGCCAUAUCUCAAAGUCAAGUGACACUCUUGCUGAUGAUCUUUGCCGUGGCUACUUUCGACCAAACUUCUUAUCAUUACCUCACUGACAUUUCGAAAUUCAGUGAACAGUUCCUCGAGGCUGCGCAAAGACGGUUACAGAGAGAAGGUGGUGCCCCAACUCUUGAUUCAGUCCAGGCGAGACUUGUCGAAUGUUUAUACCUGUUGUCAACACGGCACGCAAAUGAAGUCUACUCGAAGUUCGGAACCACGGUCGCGUUGAUUAUAACCCUAGGCCUACAUCGUCGGAAGCGCUCCGGGGGUUACAGAUCGGAAAUCGGAGCUGUUGAGCAUGAGUGCCGUAAACGAGCUUUCUGGGUUGCCUAUGUCCUAGACAGAUAUCUCAGUGUCAUGGGCGGCCGUCCGCGGACUCUCCAAGAUUUCGAUACCGAUCAGGACUUCCCGGCAAGGGUGCAUGACGAUGAAUUGACCUUCGAAGGAAUAAAGCCUAGGAGUGGUUAUUUUGACUGUGAUAUGGACGCACCAAUCAUGCACAUAAAGCUUGCCCGGAUCAGCGCCCAAAGCUCUGCCCAGGUCUAUCCCCUACGACGAAUAACUCAAGACGAACGACUUUUACAGGCCCAACGAAUCGCUGCGCAUCUGUCAGCAUGGAAGGGCGAGUUGCCGCCGUUCCUCGGUAUCAUUCCUGCUUCAAGUCUGAUCCCCAAAUUUCAACGGCAAUCUAUCAUCCUACGCUUAGCGCAUGCGCAUGCUGCUAUUCACGCCAACAGGCCGUUCCUUUUGAGUAACUUCGCAAAUGCCUCCAACCCGCCUCAAUUAUCACCAAAAGGCGUGGAUUACAUCUCCGAGUGUGUCUCCGCAGCUCGCAGUGUUGUGGAGAUUCUGGAGCAUUUCGAUGGCAAUGGCAUACCUUUCCAUUCCUGGUGGUUCACUCAGUACGUCUCUUUCUGUGCUGUAGCAGUCAUCUACAUCUACACAAUACAACAACACCAGAUGUUGGUAUCCACGCCUACGGCCAUCAUUUCGGAGGAUACAUCUUUUCGGCCAUCAUUCCUAGUCUCGUGCAGAGAAAGAGAUUGGUUCGCCGUUGCAGAAAGCUGCCAGCAGAGGCUCGCAGCUGCUGCCAGGGAAAAUUCGCCAGGAAAGAGGUAUGCCAUCGUCUUGGAGGAAUUGCGGCAGGAAACGUGCCGCCAUCGAUCAACGCCAAGAUUGGUCUGUGGUGAACUAGACAUUGUUUCGCGGAGGGUUGAACAAUCUCUUCGGCAGCCCGCAAUGCAAGAUGGCUGGAUGGGAGAAACCGAUACAGAUUUUACGCAUAUAUUUGAUGAUCUGGGCGCAAUUGAUUGGGUUGCGCAUUUAUACCACCAGCAGGAAGAACACCUCCUUGAUGCUCAGCGCGACGUAGAUGGAACAAACUCUUGA